CCGAUUGACAUAACAGAUGUUCUUCCUAUUUUUAAUUUAAGAUUUUAUAUUUUCUCUAGUAAGUGAAUUAAGAAUUAAAUAUCUGGUACUUCAUUCUUUAAUUAACCUAUGCCGGUAUAUGGAGGUAUUCUCUUUGUUGAAUAUGUUGCUCCUGAUGUAUUUUACUAUCAUGAUGUGGUUUUCUCAAAGCAGAGCUACAGUUAAAAAAAAUCCAGUUCCACCAGAAACAGAGGUUUUAUUUCGAUGUUCAUUAUCUGGGAGUGAUAUGAUGUGGAGAUGGACUCCUAAGUAUCCACGGUGUACAGGUCCUCGGGACCUAAGCAAAGACAAUAUCAUUUUUAUUGCUUCGUCAGUAGAUGGUAGGCAUGUAAAUGAAAAGAGGUUCAAGAACCGCCUAACAGUGAAAGAAUAUUCAAAUGGAACACAUGCUCUAGUACUGAGUGACUCCAUUGUGAGUGAUUCUGGAAGAUUCAUUUGUGCAAAUGUUAAAGAAGAAAAAGAAUCGUAUGACCUUGAGGUUUUACCAGGAUGCUAUAAGGGUGUUAACAUUUCAUCUAGACAAAGCUUAAAGAAACUAAGGAGUAAAGAUACAAUUCAAUUCUCUUGCACUCCUUGUGAUAAAGCAACAGAUUCAUACGAGUGGAAACUGAACAGACAAAUUCCUGAUGAUGAAGAGGGAAUAAGCUGGACAACAGCCACUCUCACAAUUAAAAAAAUGACAGAAGACACUGAAGGGAAACUGGAGUGCAUUUCAAAAAAGAAUAGUUCACUGACUUCAGAAAUCUGCUUACAAAUGGACUCAUCCACAAAUAAAGAUGACUUCAACAAGAAAACCACACCAUAUUAUCCAAUUAACAUUGAUGCAGGAGAUAUGAGAAAAAAAGAAGGAAUGUCCAAAGUAACCUUGCUGUCAGUGGUUAUCACAAUCACCGCUUUCUGCUUCAUCUGUGCUCUUUUGUUAGGAGUUUGGUUUUACAAAUGGAUAAAAUUAAAGAGGUCCAAGAAGGCGUAUGAUAAAUAUGCAGAUCCACAGCACAGAAGUGUCUCGCUUAGUCAACCAACGAGUCAAGAAGUACCUGUUCCUGAGGAAGAAGAACUUACUUAUGCUUUAUUCAACCAUUCAAGCAGCACAAAGAUCCAGCCAGUGAACGUUAUGGAGGCUGAUGCAACUGUUUACUCUGCUGUUGCCGUGAAGUCAUAAAUUCUGAUUCCACCACGCUGUGUUUAGUAAUAGUUCAAAUAUAAUGUACUUUAUAUACUUAUAUCUAUAUAUAUAUAAUAGCCACAUACUACUGACUCACUCAUCACGAA
Messenger RNA from Polypterus senegalus (gray bichir), 1311 nucleotides. RefSeq lists its product as uncharacterized. The record is from RefSeq and is a predicted model, not a curated record. The transcript has 7 exons. NCBI's taxonomy places the organism in Eukaryota, Metazoa, Chordata, Cladistia, Polypteriformes, Polypteridae. The coding region runs from base 119 to 1201 and encodes 360 amino acids.